Condylostylus longicornis is the source of this 1902-nucleotide messenger RNA. RefSeq lists its product as uncharacterized. Bases 1 to 1902 code for a protein of 633 amino acids. The transcript is spliced from 2 exons. NCBI's taxonomy places the organism in Eukaryota, Metazoa, Arthropoda, Insecta, Diptera, Dolichopodidae. The record is from RefSeq and is a predicted model, not a curated record.
AUGAAGAUAUUAAUUUUUUUACUAGCUAUAACGUCCGUUGCUAACGCAGGAUUUUUUUCUGCACUUUUGGGAAGUCUUACAGGAAGUGCAUCUACAAAAAGUUCUGUCACUGCACCUGCCGUUUUUGCUGGUCCAGGUGGUGUUGGUUAUGGUAGAGGUGGCCCACCUAUACAAUUAUUGGCAGCUGCUGGGGGUCACGGUCCAAAUCCGUCAUCUUUAGCAGGAUUUGGUGGAGCAUUUGGCGGCGGUGGUCCUUCUUUUGGAUCUUAUUCACAAUCAGGAUAUGCUCAAGGAUUUAAUGGAGGAGGAUCCUCAAACUUUAUAAUUAAGCAAUCUCCUGCAGGUUUUCCAGGAGCAUAUUCUCCAGGCAGUUUCGGUGGAUUCGGUGCUGGUGGGCCAACUCUUUUGUCUGGAGGAUACGGAAAUGGUGGUGCACCGUCAACUAUAAAAUUAAUUCACCAGGGUGGUGGUUAUGGCUCCAGUAGUAGUAGUCAGUCAUCAAACUUUGCCGGACUGUCAGGAGGCUAUGCCCAAUCACAGCCCCAAACAAUUAAACUAAUUCAUCAAAAAGGACAGUCGUCUGGGUUUAAUGGAGGCGGUUUCACAAGUGGAUAUUCUACUUUGAAUAGUGGAAAAACUGUAAAACUAAUAAGUGAUAAUAGCAAUUCCGCAUACUCCAGUAAUGUUGCGUUUCCGUCAGACGGUCCUGGUGUUGGCCCGGCUAAAACUAUAAGAAUUAUUCAUGAAAAACCUUACGGUGGUUCCAGUGCAAGUUUUUCUAAUUCACGUCAAGUGCCAACGACAAUUAAAAUAGUAAAAGAAAAUGGUCCUAGUUAUAGUACAUCUGCUAGUUAUUCUUCAGGAAAUACUCAUGAUUCUGGUGAUAUAAAAACUAUCAAAAUUAUUAAUGAGGCUUCUAGCCAUUUAGAGGGAACUAGUGGUUCAUAUGCUGGUGGCUAUUCCCAUAUUUCAUCCAAUUCCUUUAACGAUGGUCCCACAAAAACUUUGCAUGUAAUCAAAGAACAAGGUGGUUUUGUACCUAGUCCAACAUUUGGUUCUAGUCACAAUGAAGAUGAAAAAACUAUAAAAAUUGUAGAUGAUGGUGCUGCUUCAUUGGGAGGUGGAUAUUCUGUUGGUGGCUCAUAUCCUGGAAAUUCGUAUUCCAAUUCUUAUGAAACAGGUUCAUCUACUGGAUAUUAUGCUGGUGCAUAUAAUGAUGGAAUUACGAAUGGCAAUGGAAAUAAUGAACAAACUAUAAAAGUAAUAAGUGAUGGUUCUCCUUACAAUAGUGAUGCUGCAAUUACAAAUGGAGCUUAUGCUGGAGCUGCUUAUUCAUCAGGUGGUAAUAAUGCUGCUGAACAGACUUUACAAAUAAUUGAUGAAGGUUCUUCAGGCGGAACUUAUAGUGAUGGAUUUGCGAAUGAUUAUUCCUCAGCAGGUAACAGUUAUUCACAAUACUCAAGUAGCAAUUCGCUGUAUUCAGGAGCACCAGUUUCUGAAAAUGGAAUAUCGAGUGGUAUUACAAAUGGUUAUUCUAGUAAUAAUUAUCAUGGAAAUCCAGAAAGUGUAAAAACUAUUCAAGUAAUUCAAGAUAACAAUAUUGAUAGUUCAGGUGGUAGUAGUUACUCCAAUGGAGGCUACGGACAACAAGAGGAUAUUAAAACAAUUAAAAUAAUAAAUGAAGGAGCAGGUAAUGAUAUCAAUGGCAGAUAUCAAAAUCAUCUCAAUAGCUACAACAGCGGUGGAAGUAAUGUUAAAACAAUACAAAUCAUACAUGAAAAUGGAAUUGGAGGCAGUUCUGGUGGUUCUUAUUCGAAUAAUGGUUAUUCAAAUGGAUCCGAUGAUCAUAUUAAAACUAUUCAAAUUUUAGAUGAUAAUUCUAGAUUUAUAAAGAAGAAGUGA